Molecule: messenger RNA, 3138 nt
Organism: Penicillium lagena
Lineage: Eukaryota; Fungi; Ascomycota; Eurotiomycetes; Eurotiales; Aspergillaceae
Product: exoribonuclease II
Exons: 3
Coding region: 1-3138 (1045 amino acids)
Biological process (GO): mRNA catabolic process
Cellular component (GO): exosome (RNase complex); P-body
Molecular function (GO): 3'-5'-RNA exonuclease activity; RNA binding
Source: RefSeq, a predicted model, not a curated record
AUGCUACUCAGGGCAGCAUCGUUGCGACAGCUAGCUGAUGUGAACCAGCUAUGCCUCCGCUGUGCCCUGAGACAGAGGCAUGCUUCCGUCUCGUCUUUUAGAGCCACUCGCCUCCCCAACGUUGCUGGGAGUUGGCACUCGUUGUCAACAGCUACCAACCAGCCCGAGCCAGUCUCGGAAGAACCAGUUCAUGCCAAAUCUCCCGUGCCGGACCCGUCGCUCUCCAGUAUCUCCGCGGAAGACAUUCGCUUGAAAGCCGAGUUCGAAGAAAACCGAGAUAUCCGAAGCUACCUGCAAAAAUGGCAGCAGAUCAAUCCGAAUAUACUCGACCCUGUGAGAGAUCCACACUCCGCAGAUCCGUGGGUUGGCACAAUGCUCAACGGCAGAGGAGCCUCCGAUGAACCAUGGGGGAACAACCUGACCGAGAACCAUGAUCUGGACCCCUCGGAGUACUCGGACAGCCAUUAUUUGGAACCGGGGGAUCUGGCUGUUCGCCUCUCAGCCACCGGUGUGUUCAGUUAUUCCAUCUAUGUGCAGUCCGUCCACAAGCAGAGCCAAUUCUACACAGAUCGCGGUAAUUGGCGCCUCUCUUCCUUUAGGGAAUUGGAUUUUGUGGUCAAGCGAUUCGCGCCCCCGGAGUUGCUUCGGCCCCUUCUGCCUUAUUUCCCAGACCGCGAAGCCCUGACGAACCCGGUGGUCCAGUCUGUUCCAGAGGGUGGAGUACCGAGACCUCUCGGAGCGCCUCUCCUGAAGAUGAUGACCGAGUUUGGGGGUAAAAUCCUCGAUUUCUAUCGGGAUAACGCCAAGGUUUUGGAUAAUCUGCCUGAUUACCUGGCUGAUGAUAAAGAGUUUCGUCGCCUGUCGCUCGAAGAAUUAGCCAGUGAAGUUCUUGAUCUGGAUAAAUCAGAGCUAGACAGUGUGAAGCUAUUUGCAAUUCAUCAGGCUGUGCGACGUUAUCCGUUUAUCAUCGAAAGAGACUCGGCUUCCUUGUUCAAUCCCAUGUACCUGAUCCAACCGAAGCGAAUCGCCGAAAUGAUUACACAAAUCACUACCUGGGUCCACGAGCACCAGCAAUACUGCAUGGAGCUCAUCACGGGCAAAAGUCCUGUUGGCUUGAAACGCCAUCCUAUGCAACAGUUCAUCGAGAAGGCACGACGCGUGAUCCGACUCAGCCGCAAAGUUCGAUCCCCCACAGUCAUGUUCAGCGUGGGCCCUUCAUCUCAGAAAUUCUUUCCUGGCCAAGAUGGGAAGCCGAUGGUCUACCGCGAGGUUCCCACGGAAACUUUUAACGAAAAUGACCAGACCAUCAUCCAGUUUCUGCAGCUGCACGCUAUCCCGACGGCUUCGAUGGCUUCCGGAACGCUGAAAUCGACGGGUUCACACAUUAUGCGCUCCACAGGAAUGUACAAUCAGCUCGGCCUGAGUGAAGACUCGACCCGUCUUUUUUUGCAGGAGCUGGGCGUGGUAUCUCCGUGGGAGAAUAUGAGUAUCCUGGAUCAAAACGUCUUGCUCCCUGGACACGGGAUGUCGGAGAAAGCAGAGGCCAAAUGGCAAGAGAUGGUGGAGAUGGCCAGCAAAACGACUCUGAAAGACCGCAUGCACGAUCUGAGAACAGACUGGGGAGGUCUGCCCGUCUACUGUGUGGACGAUGCGGCAACAAAGGAAAUCGACGAUGGUGUGUCUUUGGAGCGAAUCCCCGGGUCUGACGAUACCUUCUGGGUGCGCGUGCACGUCGCGAACCCCACGGCGUUCAUGCAUCCUAACGAUCCAAUCAUGCGGUACGCCGCCGAGCGACUCACCAGCACCUACAUCCCGGAACGCACGUAUCCCAUGCUUCCUCCAUCCUUGUCGCAAGAUCACUUCAGCUUGGCGGCUGGUCGGCCUACCCUGACGAUCAGUGCCAAGAUGAAUCUGCAGGGAGAAAUCCUCGAUACGGAGAUCAAGAAUGGUACCGUUCGAAAUAUCAUCUCUUUGACGCACGACACCCUCCGCAACUUCCUCAAUCCUGAUACUAAGGAAUCUUCCGAGUACCUCACUGUAGGCGGCGAGUAUGCCACCCCGCCGCCCGCAGCAGGAAAGGUCCUCACCGAGACUCUCUCCUCCGAAGAUAAAGAAACAUUCACCAUCCUCCGCCAACUCAUGCUCGCCUUCCGCAGUCACCGCGAGAAGUCCGGCGCCAUGGAAAUCUUCCCACGUCUAGACUCCUCCGUCUCCGUGCAGGCGGGCAACAUGCCCAUGCAGCCCUACGAAAUGCAAGUCGACCAAGGCCGCUACUGGCUCGGCGACCCGAUCAUCCGUCUACGGUUCCGGCGCGGCGUCGAUCCCCUCGAAAUCACCGACCGUUCCAAGGACGACCUCAUCUCGCUGCUCAUGAAUCUCGCCGGCCACGUCGCGGCCACCUUCUGCGCUGCCCGCAACAUCCCCGCUAUCUACGACGGCACCCGCUACGACCCAGAGUACUUGCCACUGACGCGCGAGAAUGUCAGCGAGCUCACUGGCCAGAACUACUAUCGCUUCGCCAUGCCACAGGCCAUCUCAUCCCCCACACCCCUCCCCCACCACACGCUCGGUCUAAACCCCUACCUCAAGAGCACGAGUCCGCUGCGCCGAUUCUCGGAUGUUCUCGCGCACUUCCAGAUCGAGCGAGCACUGCGUUUCGAAUACGACCACGGCCGCCAGUUCGAUGCUGCCGACCCCGAACAUGAACACGAAGAGACUAAUGACCCAUCCUCUCGCCUCCUCUCCAAAUCCUCCAUAGCCAAUCACCUCGCCACCUCCCAACUGAUAAACACCCGCCUCAGAAACAUAAUGAAAUUCUCCGAUCAACACUGGGCCUGCAUGCUCCUCUUCCGUGCAUUCUACUUCGCUGAAUGCGACCUCCCCGAGUCCUUCACGUGCCAGCUACGUCUCCCGCGCCGCAGACCCCCGAGCGAGGGAACCGUGUAUGCAGGCGUGAUUGCCAAUCUGGGUCUUCGGUGCUCGAUUACGAUUCCGGAGGAGUGCCCCGGUCGUGAAUUCAUGACAGUCUUUUCUGUUGUUGAUGCUAAGAUUACCUCUGUUGAUAUGGCGGCGUUGGAGGUUAAGAUGGAGGCGACGAGAUUUGUGAAGGCGUAUGAGAGGACGGGCGAGUGGGCGUGA